AUGACUACUGCAAUUGACUUUGACGUAGAUGAGCCUCUGACAAGCUCAGUUAAGCCCUUGACCAACGCUACAAUCACGGUAAGGGUGAUAAAAUCGUUCCCAUACAGAAAUGUCAAGAAUAUUGUGUUCAACGACUAUAACCUACUUGAAAAAAGUGCGAGAGACCUCAUGGAAGACUCCGUCGCUCAUAUCAAAUCCACAGGCGGGUUCAGAGCGUUUCGCAACGUGGACUACGAUACGUUGAAGGUGUACACACAUGCUCACGGUUCCAAGACCGUGAACUUGGUGAUAAAUUUCGAUCAUGAUGACUGGGUUUUUGAGAAUAUGGAUAAGAAAUUGGUUGAUUACGACGUUGGCAACGAAACGGAAAUCUCACUUUUCAACAGGCAAGCCUAUCUGGAUUUCAAAGCCAACCCUGAGGAGAAGUGGCUGUAA
Lachancea dasiensis is the source of this 435-nucleotide messenger RNA. The record is from the annotation of a GenBank genome assembly. NCBI's taxonomy places the organism in Eukaryota, Fungi, Ascomycota, Saccharomycetes, Saccharomycetales, Saccharomycetaceae.